CGGCAGUAUAGUUUAAUCCUACCUCGAAUCCUUUAUAUCUUUCCUAUGGUCUUACCAAACUUUCAUGCGUGCUCUCAUAUAUUUAAGUCAAAAUUUAGUUGAUAUUUAAAUGUAUUUAGAAAAUUACAGUUUCUUAAUCUUCAACGUUGACUGGCAUUCAAACUACUUUUGUUCUCAGUUUAUUUGAUGCCAGUGUCAGAAGACAAUUUUUAUCACUGUGAGUGUUAGUACGAGCUAUAUACAAGUUUUAUUGAUAAGAUGGUUACUAUAAACAAUCAAUAUUAUCUUUUUACCGCUCUCGAAUUCAAGUUUUGCAUAUUUCAUUUGGUUUAUAAAUAUGACCACUGAAGUUAUUGCUUCUGAAGACUUCCAUUUACUUUUUUAUUUUGCAUUAGAUUCCUAAAACAGUUAGAGAUGCCAUAUGCCAAUCAGCCUAUCGUCACAUUAACGAGCUUUAACAAUGAAAACAUAAAGUUUGUCCUGGAAGAGACUGAUUUAAGCGUAGCCAAUGCUAUUCGGCGUGUUUGUAUCGCUGAAGUCCCUACUCUUGCAAUAGAUUGGGUACAGAUUGAAGACAAUAAUACAAUGUUAAAUGAUGAAUUCAUUGCUCAACGCGUUGGGUUAAUUCCACUGACAUGUGAUAAUGUAGUUGAUAAAAUGACUUAUUUCCGAGAAUGUCCUUGCCGCGAAUUCUGUGAGCAAUGUUCCGUUGAACUUACAUUGGAUGUAUGUUGUACUACGGAUGCACCAAGGCAUGUUACUGGAGCAGAUCUGAUCAGCAGUAACCGUGAUGUACAACCUGUACCAUCAAGAGAUGCUGAUGAAUCGUCAUAUGUCGGUCAGGAAUCCAUACUAAUUGUUAAAAUGCGCAAGGGGCAACGCCUGAAAUUAAGAGCAAUCGCAAAAAAAGGUUUUGGUAAAGAACAUGCAAAAUGGAAUCCAACUGCUGGUGUAGGGUUUGAAUAUGACCCAGAUAAUGCCUUAAGACAUACAUUUUUGCAUAAACCGGAAGAAUGGCCACGUUCGGAAUAUUCAACUUUACCGGAAAAUGAACAUCAAGCACCCUAUGAUCCUACUGGGAAGCCAAAUCGUUUCUAUUUCAAUAUUGAAACUUGUGGAUCAUUACAACCAAGAGCAAUUAUAUUCUCUGGUUUAACUGUUUUAAAAAGAAAACUACAAAAUCUUUUGGAUAAUUUAACACAGGAGGGUCUUUAA
This is a messenger RNA of Schistosoma rodhaini, 1215 nucleotides long. NCBI's taxonomy places the organism in Eukaryota, Metazoa, Platyhelminthes, Trematoda, Strigeidida, Schistosomatidae. The record is from the annotation of a GenBank genome assembly.